UUACACUUCGGAAAUUGGCCCGUCAUCCACGUUAGUUUCAAGGCAAGAUCUUGAUUAUGAGUCCUGGGAUUCAAUGCUGAAUUCCAUUAAGCGAAGAAUUUCAAAUCUUUACAUGGAACAUCGUUAUAUUCUUGAUAAUAAGAAGCUUUAUACAAAUGAUAAAUCCUAUUUUGAAAAUAUACUCAAUGAAAUAAUUGACGGGUCACGUUUAAUGGACGCUCUCUCCAGUCUAACACGCUAUCUUUAUGAAUAUUUUGGUAGAAAUAUCAUUAUUCUCAUUGAUGAAUAUGACUGGCCAAUGGAACAUGCAAGAAAUUUUUAUGAUAGAGCUAACACGUUUUUUAGAUCAAUGUAUUCGAGCGUAGCAAAGGACAAUGCAUUAGUGUAUAAGAUCUUGUUUGUUGGGAUCCUUCCCCUAGACCAAGCAAGCUUCCUUUCUGGGCUAAACAACGUCAUGCAUUAUCCAAUGCAUAGAUUACCUGGUAUAAAUGGCCGUGCCAAUUUUUCGGACAUGUUUGGAUUCACGCAAAAAGAAGUCGAAAUCCUGUUAAGUAAAAGUACUCAAAACAUCGAGAUCGAUACAUUAAGCGCCUACUACAACGGAUAUCAAACUAGUACCGGUGUGUGUAUCUACAACCCUCACUCGAUAAUGUCGUCUCUAGAUACGGGUAAUAUCGAGGAUUACUGG
Ambispora leptoticha is the source of this 688-nucleotide messenger RNA. The record is from the annotation of a GenBank genome assembly. Lineage: Eukaryota; Fungi; Glomeromycota; Glomeromycetes; Archaeosporales; Ambisporaceae.